Molecule: messenger RNA, 2311 nt
Organism: Poecilia latipinna (sailfin molly)
Lineage: Eukaryota; Metazoa; Chordata; Actinopteri; Cyprinodontiformes; Poeciliidae
Product: tripartite motif-containing protein 65-like
Exons: 2
Coding region: 328-1992 (554 amino acids)
Molecular function (GO): protein binding; zinc ion binding
Source: RefSeq, a predicted model, not a curated record
GGUUGUUACUACCACCAGGGAGAGAAAUAAAACAUGCAGGAUGCUGGCCCUCAAGGACCGACUCUGGGAACCACUGCUCAUGGGCAAAAGAGCGGCUGGAUUUGUACUGUAAAAUCACACAAAUGGAGUGUGUUGACCAAUUAGGAGACCUCUACUGACAAUUGGCUGCCCUAGAUUUUAAUUAGGAGCAUUAACAUAACUGGAAACAAAUGCAUGCCACACUUUUCAAAAGCAAAUAUAGAAAAGAAAAAGUUCAAGAGGCACAAACAUUGACAGCUUUGUACAGCACUUCAUACUGACAGAGCUCUCGCCGCUCCUCCGUCUGGAAUGAAGUUUAUCUUGAUCAAACCUCCGGCCCCUUCAGGCUUCCUGGUUUUAAUUCUCCUCGUAGUUCUGUCGGCUCACAGAGAGCUUUAUAUGCUGUCGUGUUUUACUCUGGCUAACAUGGCUCAUCAGGGAAAUCCUGAGCACAAUGAGAACUUUUGCUGCAUGAUCUGUCUGGACCUACUGAAGGAUCCGGUGACGCUUCAUUGUGGGCACAACUACUGCAACAAUUGCAUAGAGAAGUACUGGGAUGAAAAGAAGCUGAGUGAAACGUACAGCUGUCCUUUGUGCAGACGGAGCAAUAGAUCCAGGCCUAAUCUGGCAAAGAACACCCUGCUAGCAGAUGCGAUAGAGCUGCUUGGAAAGAGUCAAGCUGCACCUGAGCUUGGUUCCUCUUCUGGACGUGAAGUAUCAGAUUCUAGAGCCAGAACCGAGUGUAAAACCUAUGAAAAGAUCGAGAAGAACGUCUGCUCCAAUCACAAGGACGAGCAGAUGAAGUUAUUCUGCCGCACUCAUCAGACGUGUAUCUGCAGCCUCUGCUCAGUGGAGGAGCAUAAAGGCGAUGACAUAGUUUCAGCUAAAGCAGAGAGGACUGAGAAGCAGAGAGAGAUUCACUCGAACCUUCAGGAGAUUCAGCAGAACAUUAAAGACAGAGAAGAAGACAUCAAGAUGCUUCAGCAGGAAAUGGGGACUAUUGAUGCCUCUGCUGAGAAGGCAGUGAGGAGGAGCAGUGAAAUUUUUGCUGAGCUGAUCAACCUGUUGAAGAAAAGAAGCUCGGAUGUGAAGCAGCAGAUCAGGAAGCAGCAGAAAGCCGCCGAGAGUCAGAUCAAUGAGUACAAAGCGAGACUAGAGACAGAGAUCUCUGAGCUCAGAGGGAGAGAAGAGGAGCUCCAGCAGCUGUCCCGCACAGACGAUCACGUCCAGUUCAUCCACAAGUUCUCGCUGCUGGGAAAACCCGACAAAGCCACAGAUUCCCUCAAAUUUAAAGAAACUCCUUCGUGUUACUUUAGGGAUCUGAUAGCAGCGGUAGCAGAAGCUGGAGGCAAACUGAAGCGCUUCGUUCAUGAGGAAACCACAAAGACGUCAGCGAUGGAGACGGAGCUGAACGUGGUGAUGUCACCAGCCGAGCCCAAGACCAGAGCGGACUUCCUGCAGCGUUCCCAACCGGUCAGCCUGAACCCGAACACGGCCCACAGAAAGCUGCUUCUGUCUCUGGGAAACAAGAGAGUCACGCGUGCCAACAAAUUCAUAUGUCCCCUUCAUCCUGACAGAUUCACAGAAUGGGCCCAGGCCCUGAGCACAGAGAGCUUUACUGGCUGCUGUUACUGGGAGGUGAAGUGGACUGGGAGAGUUACAGUAGCUGUGGCGACCAGGAGGAUGAGCAGAACAGGAAGGCAAAGUGAGUUUGGGAGCAACACGGAGUCCUGGGCUUUGGAGUGCUACAGAGACUGUUUUGUAUUCGGACACGAUGGAGUAAAAACAUGCGUGUCCGGUCCCCAGUCCUCCACGGUGGGCGUGUACCUGGACCACACAGCAGGGAGCCUGUCCUUUUUCAGUGUCUCCGACAGCAUGGAGCUCCUCCACAGAGUCCAAACUACGUUUACUCAGCCUUUACACGCCGGGCUUUGGGUUGGUGUUUGUGAUGGAUCUGCUGCUGAGUUCUGCUAACAGUUUUUACGAGGCAUCUUUUCAGGCCGGAUGAAAACAGAAACACCCCAUACUCUGCUGUUUUUCAUAGAAGACUUGGGCUGAAAGUUUUCAGGAGAUGGCCUAAUGUCUUCCAGGGGAGCAGGUGGAUUCUUUGCUAAGCGGGAAAAAAAAGCAUGUUUAUUUUAAAAAGGAAACAGACGAGGCAGAAAUGUUGGUAGUUUAUUCAUUGACUUAAAGCCAAAAUUGAUUUAAAGAACAAACUAUGCUUGAAAAAUGUAAAAUAUGUUGAAGUGCUUCUACAUCUUCAUCUUCUACAUAAAAAAGUAACUUUGUGUAC